Ahaetulla prasina is the source of this 5691-nucleotide messenger RNA. It is a transcript of the gene DLK2, whose product is annotated as delta like non-canonical Notch ligand 2. The coding region runs from base 1 to 1803 and encodes 600 amino acids. The record is from RefSeq and is a predicted model, not a curated record. Gene Ontology annotation, cellular component: protein-containing complex; plasma membrane. Gene Ontology annotation, biological process: heterophilic cell-cell adhesion; establishment or maintenance of epithelial cell apical/basal polarity. Lineage: Eukaryota; Metazoa; Chordata; Lepidosauria; Squamata; Colubridae. Gene Ontology annotation, molecular function: calcium ion binding. The transcript has 7 exons.
AUGGCAUAUUUAAGAACUGCAGACACAAAGCAGUCCAGAACCAAUAUGAAGCCUUCAGAUGUUAAUCUGCACUAUGAGAAGGACACACAUGAAAAGGGGCAAGAAAAAUGGAUAGAUUGCUCAAUGGACAAUAUGGUGGAGAUGCGCUUACCAAGGUACUGCCCAGGGACCAAUUUCUCAGGUUCUGAUAGUCAGAAGCAGCAACACUCAGUGCCCGAAACAAUGGUGGAUGGUGCACAAUUUGGGCACAGAGCUGAUGAGAAGAGGAAUCCACACGCAGCCCCUGGCAGCCGGCCUGAGCGCGCACGGCGGCGGCGGCGGCAGCAGCAGCAGCAGCACCAACAGCGGCGGCGGCUGCCGCAGCAGCAACAGCAGCAGCAGCAGCAGCAGGAGGAGCAACGAUCGGAGGAGCGGGGAGGCUCGCAGGCAGCUUCGUCGAACCCUCUGUGCCCGGGCAGGGCAGGGCAUGGCAGCCCCCCUUCGCCGAUCCCCGCGCUAGUCCCGAAGCACAAGGAGGGAGGCCAACAGGCACGCCCCGGGCCGGGGGGGGGCGCGGGGGGGGGGGGAAAGCAAGGAGCCGCCGCGAUCGCCGAGGUGACUAUCUCGGUGGGGGCCACACUGAUCAUGCUCAGGAGUUUCUGUCUUCAGUUCAUGUCCUUGCUUUGGAUCCUUGCGGCCCAUCACCACUUUAUCCAAGGUGAUGACUGCAGUGACCAUUGUAAUUUGGCCCACGGCAGCUGUGAAAAGGAUGGCAAAUGCAGAUGUGAUCCCGGUUGGGAGGGAAAAUAUUGUGAACACUGUGUGAGAAUGCCUGGCUGUGGCCAUGGGACAUGCCACCAGCCCUGGCAAUGCAUUUGCCAAACUGGCUGGGCUGGCAAGUUCUGUGACAAAGAUGUUCAUGUCUGCGAGCAUCAGUUGCCAUGCAAAAACGGAGCUGAGUGUGUAUAUGAUCGUGAUGGAGAAUAUUCCUGUCUGUGCCUUGAAGGAUUCCAUGGAAAGGACUGUGAGCUGAAGACAGGGCCAUGUGAGAAAGCAGGAUUUCCAUGCAAAAAUGGUGCAUUGUGCCACGAUAAUAAUGGCUUUGCUUCCAAUUACACCUGCAAGUGCCUGGCUGGAUUCACUGGUGCACAUUGCGAGAUUGAUGUCGACGACUGCCUCAUGCGUCCCUGUGCCAACGGCGCCACUUGCCUUGAUGGCAUUAAUCGCUUCUCCUGUCAGUGCCAGGUUGGCUUUGAAGGACGUUUCUGCACCAUCAACAUUGAUGAUUGUACCAGCCAACCAUGCAGGAAUGGGGCUAAGUGUUAUGAUCGCAUCAACGAUUUUGAUUGCUUGUGUCCCGAGGGCUUUGCUGGGAAAACAUGUGAGCUUCUAGCUCCAGAGGCAACCUGGAUCACUGAGUCUCAGCCUGAUGCCAAGGACCACAAUAGGGCUCUGGGAAGCACAACCAGCAGUUACUCUUGGAUGACCCAGUCUGAGCCAGCCAAGGUUAUAGUUACUGGAAAGCGAAUCACUAACUACAGUGAGAAAUCAAAUGAUGGCGGGCUGUUAAUCUCUGUAAAAGAGGUGGUAACUCAGCAAGACUCGGGACUGAGUCAGUCACAGCUCAUUUUAGUGCUUGUAUUUGGGGGGAUCACUAUUGUGUUGAUCUUAGUGACUGUGUUGCUGCUGCUGAAGAAUUGGCAGAAGGGGCGCCAGAGAAGUCAGAGCCCCUCCCAAACUGCAAGGAAGCUUCAGGACCAAGAAUGUCAAGUGGGAAUGUUAAGUACAAUCUUGAUAGAACCCAGGAAAACCACGGAGCUGUAAGAAGCCAGAAUCAGGGCCUGGUUGAUCUAGAAACGCCCACUGGCGACUCAGAGAAUCCUUCCAGCUGUGUCUGGGGUCAGUUCUGGCUGCUUAUCUCCAAAGUGUUGAGGGCUCUGAUGGAACUGAAGGCUGUGAAUUGGCAUGAAGGAAAGUAUCCACAAGGCAGUAAUUCCUGCUUUGAGAAAAUAAUUCUUGAAUGUGUGCAGUAAAUCCAUUGGCAUGUUGACUUCAACUCAUCAAGGCAGCCAAGGAAACACUGGGCUAGGAUAACCUUCCUUUUGAAAAGAGCAAGUGGAUCAGAAGGUGGUUAUCCGACGUACAUUCUACAUUGCAUAAUGGUGUCAAAGGUGCCGGUAGAGUUUGUAGGAGCUGAAACUUUGUUAGGCCUUCAGGCAUCUGAUAACUCUUGGUUAGAGUCUUUGCAGAGUUCAUAUGGCCUAUUUACUUCUGAGAGUUUAGAAAUUGCUGUGGAUAUGCCCUGACUUUAGAAUUCUGGUCCAAACAAUAUUGAAUUUUUUUACCAUUUUCUACCAUUAUGUGUUUCCAAUGACAUUAUCUCCUCAUAAUGCCAUGAGACAGUUUGCUGACCAUUUUUAUUACUUCUCCCUUCUCUUCUAUCUCAUUUUCUUUUUUGUUUGUUUGUUUGUUUGUUUAGUUGCAAAUGAAAGAGAUUCUGUAUUAUACCAAAUCAUCUCAGGAGGUUUGUUAAUACUUUAAUUUUAUAUCAUGUUCGUUCACCAAUCCAGCAACACAUUUCCUCAGCUAUGGUGUCAAACGGGAGCAGAAACAAAGCAAUGUCCACUCUUUGCCUUGGAUAUCUCGUUUGAGCCUUCACACUUGUCAGGAAGAAGAUGGAAGUCUAUGAAAUUGGAAGUAGAGCUCUGUUCUAGUUCCCAUUGCAAGGAGCAAGUUCUUGAGAGAAAGAAUUUAGGAGUGACAUCAAAACAAUUAUAUUGUUGGAGGAUUCCACAUAGUGUGCAUGUAUGUGGGAGAGAGGAAAAGAGAUACAUGCUACAUUUGGAGAGAAGAGUGCCUCAAGAUCUAUGUUGGAUUCUAUUAAAAAAGGGGUGGUAGAACUGCUGACAUUUUGAAACAAAAGUUUUAGGGUUCCAGAUACCCACUUUUUAGAAUGGUUGUCUUUGUUCUGAGUUUUGCCUGUUUUCAGCAACAGGUGUUCCUCUCCCAUCUGCUGUUCCUUUUCUAAGGGAACAUUGGAAGUUGCCUUACAGCAAGUCACUUCACUGGUACAUUUAGCUCAGAAACUGCCAUAUUGAUUGGUGAUACUUCCCCAGGAAUUUAGGUAGGAGAGUAUCUAAUCCUUACCUGGCAAUGGCAGGAUUUAAAAAGUAUACAAUCAAUUACUUUACCCUCUCUAUAUGGUAGUGAAGGUAAUGAUGCAGUUAAACAGAAAAUAUUGCAUAAUGCUCUUUGGGUUGAGUGAUAAAAUCUGUUCCAUUCAGUAGUACUUUCUAUAUUCCAUCAAGAUAAGAUGCUGAGCUUGUAGAAUAUUCAUGUUGGCCUUGGCUGCCCAGGUCCCUCAUCUCACACCAGAAAUACGUCAACACUUUAGGAUUGUGGCUAAGUUCCUAGGUUGUGUACAUGGAAAUACCUAAGUUAAGCAAAAAACAAACAAACAAACCUGAAGGAAAUAUUAUUUUUGUAAUACACAAUUGAUAAAUAUGUAUUACUGCUCAACUCCCCUCAUCUCACACCAGAAAUAUGUCAACGCUUUAAGAUUGUGACUAAGUUCCUAGGUUGUGUACAUGAAAAUACCUAAGUUAAGCAAAAAAAAAAAAAAACUGAAGGAAAGAUUAUUUUUGUAAUACACAAUUGAUAAAUGUGUAACUUUAUAAAAUAAAUACAGUAAUUAAAAUACCAACAACCAGUGCCUUCCUGCCCUCUCCACAAAUUAUCAGAUUGCAUCAUCGCAGCUCUGUCACAUUUAACAAAACAUCUUUUUUUUUGCUGAGGAGUGCCUGGAAAGGAUGAAGUAAUAAUAAUGUUUCCCCAAGUAUUGAUGCUCUUAAUGUUACUUUUCAUCUUUUUAGGGAUAUUAAUUUUGAUGGAGGCAGUGAUCCAUAUGGCUAGUAAUCAGUGGCAUAUAGAACAAGAUGCAGGCAAACGACGUGUAGUGGCAUCACACAACUGCUGCUAUUAGAUACUUGUAUUUUAUGUUUGACAUAAAUAUAUAAAUGACAUGUGAUUACACGUAUUUGUCUCCCUUUGCAUAAUGUGUGUGUCAACAUAACUGCACAAGUGCUGUAAUUUAUGUACUUAGGACAGACACCAGCACAAAAGUACACAAAGGCAUUGUGUAAUGAUGCACAUGUCAUUUUGAUGUCAUUAUGGCUUACUGGUGAAAUCAACAGCAAUAUACAUGCCCACAUGUUUACCAAUUAAAAUGGAUAAAUAUAUUGGCAGAUAGGGUUGUUGUUGGAAACAUACAUAUGUAAAAAGGGCAAAGGAUAUCAGUCUGGGGGGGAAUGGGGAUGAUAUUCUGAAAUACAAUUUUAAAAAUACAAGUGAUGCAAUUUUUUUUAUUAGGAUCAACCAAAAUUCCCAAGAUAACAGCUUUUGGCUUGAUUUAUUCCAUGCAUAUAAUACAGAAUUCAUUUUUUUCAUAUCUGCAUUUUGUAUUGAAUUUCUGAAUCUAGCUACCAUGACUUACUUAUAAACCACAAUUUACACUGUACAGCUUUGAGCCUAUAUGAAAGCAUCAAUUACAUUGCUUGGAGUAAUGUAUGGAUCAAGCCCUUAAGUGAUCCAGAAGUUUAUAUUUUAUAGCUGGUACAAAAAUCAGGAAAAUGACCUGCAGUUGUCAAAAAAACCAACCCAGUCCUAGGCUGCAUUAACCGAGGGAUGGAAUCAACGUCACAUGAAGUGUUCAUGCCGCGGUAAGACCACAUUUGGAAAUUUUAUCCAGUUUUGGUCACCAUGUUAUUAAAAAGAUGUUGAGACUCUAGAAAAAGUGCAGAGAAGAACAACAAAGAUGAUUAGGGAACUGCAGGCUAAAACAUGAGGAACAGUUGCAGGAAUUGAGUAUUCUUAUAUUUAUUUUAUUUAUUGGUUUAAUGAAAAAAAGGACUAGAGGGUGACAUCAUAGCAGUAUUCCAAAAUCUAAGGGUAUGGCACAAAGAAGAGGGAAUCAACCUAUUUUCCAAGCACCAGAAGGCAGGACAAGAAGCAAUGGAUAGAAACUAAUCAAGGAGAGAUGCUACCUAGAACUUCCUGACAAAUUUCAUGACAGAACAAUUUAUCAUGGAACGACUUGCCUCCAGAAGUUGUGGGUGCUCCGACAUUGGAGGUUUUUAAGAAGAGAUUGGACAACCAUUUGCCUGAAAUGGUAUAGAAUUUUCUGCUUGAGAGCAGGAGGUUGGAUUAAAAGUCUUCCAAGGUCCCUUCCAACUCUGUUAUUCCGCUAUUCUGUUAAAUGAAGGGGAAAAUUGAAGAAGGACAGAAAUCAUGCCAGAAGUUAUUGCAUGUAAAAAACUUUUUUAUUCCAAGUCUCUAGACAGAAUCACAAACUAAAGUAAUUGAUGGCAGAAUCGGGUGCGAUUGAGCCCAAAGGCUAGUCAGGAUACUAUAAAUGUGCUUUUGAGAAACAAAAUCUAGGGAGGAACAUAUAAUUUUCUUCUAUACUUUUUAUACAAUAUAUUAAACUUUUAUAUGCAUAUGUUUUUAAAAAUUAUUGUAUGGUACUCUUAACUGUUUCAUGAGGAAGUGAGAUAAAAAUGGGUGGCUUCCAAGUUUAUGUUGUAAAAAUCAUGUUUGAAUAAAGGAUAGUGGGUACAAAGCUGUUUCCCACUUCGGGCAAAUCCAAUAUAACUACUCUGAACUUGCACAUAUUUUUAGAACCUCAUCUGGUUAUAAUUUAAAAGAAAAGGAUGG